Messenger RNA from Condylostylus longicornis, 645 nucleotides. RefSeq names its product basic salivary proline-rich protein 1-like. The record is from RefSeq and is a predicted model, not a curated record. The coding region runs from base 1 to 645 and encodes 214 amino acids. The transcript has 2 exons. NCBI's taxonomy places the organism in Eukaryota, Metazoa, Arthropoda, Insecta, Diptera, Dolichopodidae.
AUGUCUCUCAGGCGUGACGUUGAUGCUAUUCAGAACACCAUCCUCGAUAAAAAGAGGAGUUCUCUGCUCAUUAAAGUGGAAUUCAGAGAAGCAACGCUAUUAUCAUCAAUUAAGAUUCUUCUCGAAAUCAGCUGCUUCUCAUACGAAUGUUCCGCGAACAGGAUCGACAGAACCGCGAAUAGCAAGAAAGGGUCAAGCAGGGUCGACACAAACCGCGGACUUCCAAGCGAGCAACAGACGCCCCCAAGCGAGCAACAGAACCCCCCAAGCGAGCGACAGAACCGCCCAAGCAAGCAACAGAACCGCCCAAGCGAGCCACACAACCCCCCAAGCGAGCGACAGAACCGCCCAAGCGAGCAACAGAACCGCCCAAGCGAGCCACAGAAACCGCCCAAGCGAGCCACAGAACCGCCCAAGCGAGCAACCAGACCCGCCCCAAAAAGCGAGUUGAAUUUCCAAGAAAGGGUCACCAAUCCGAGAAGACCGCCAAACAGGCACGAUUCUCAUGGAAUCAGAAAAAAAGGAUGCGAAAAAGAAGAAAACGGAAAAGAAAGUCAAGGAAGACGGAAACCACCAUAUCACCAAAGAGAUGGUAUGAGAAGAGCAGGAUCCAUUCCGCCCAUUCGCCGAGUUCCCUUCCUGUGA